Molecule: messenger RNA, 1597 nt
Organism: Penicilliopsis zonata CBS 506.65
Lineage: Eukaryota; Fungi; Ascomycota; Eurotiomycetes; Eurotiales; Aspergillaceae
Exons: 3
Coding region: 187-1545 (452 amino acids)
Source: RefSeq, a predicted model, not a curated record
CAGCAGCAACACAGCACAUAUCCGGCGCCGGCACCUGGGCAAAGCUACCGACAUCGCCAGUAUACGCAGCUAGACCCCGGUCGGCCUGCCUCGCAGCACUCGCUGGAACCGUCAUCACCUGCUCCACCGGGAUAUUCGUACUCAGACCGCAGAUACAAGGACCCGGGUGCCCCUGUGACGCCCAUAAUGACCGCACCAUCGGACCGUCCCACGGGGAUGCGGCCGCCCCAACCAGAUCAAACAGGCCAGACCCAGGGCAGCCAUUCGCUGUAUCUUCAAGGACAUCAUCCAGAUACCGGAUCUAAACCCAAUGCCUCGCAGCAGAGCAUCAAGGACUCGGCCUCCAGCACCCCGCCGCCAGGGAAGGGUCGCGACGACCUCAGUGAGAUUGAUGUACGCGCUUUGGCUCAAAAGCAGGAAGAGCUGCAAUCUAAAUACUCCAAGGUCAAGCGGCUUUACUAUGAAAAAGACGCCCAGGUACAGCACUUGCAGAACACGAUUGCCCACCAGCGCAUGGCCGUCUCACGCACCGUGUUGGAUGACAACGAGUACACGAACCGGUUCAGCCGACUAGAGGGCGCCAUCAAGGAACUGGCGUUCUCCAUCCGCAAGGAAUGGACGGACAUCCCCACGUGGCUGCAGGCGCACGUCAACAGCGACGCCCAGGGCAAGGAGAUGACGGCGGUCGGCCGAGCGGUCAUCAGCCGCUGGCUGGUGGACGAGAUCUUCCAGAGAUAUUUCCACCCGGCGCUGGACCCCACGUUCAGCAUGCAGCUCAAGACGAUCGAGUUGAACCUCCGCCGCCAGCAGGGCAACAAGGCCUACACGGAUGAAGACAAAGAGAACGCUGUUGCGCGCAUCUCCAACUGGCGCUGCACCACGCUCGAUGGCCUGGCAGAAGCGCUGCAGGGUGCCCCCGCCGAGGAGCACCGGGCCCAGCUCAUCCACUAUCUUGCCGAAAAGCUGGUGGCUAGCCUGGCGAUGCACCUGGUGACCCCUCCACCACCGGAACUGGACAACGCCGCGCUGAUGAUCGUGGAGAAUUCGAUGAACAUCGCCGAGAAGAUCCCCCUCGAGUCCCGCGACAUCUGCGUCGAGUACUUCCUGCCCGGGACUCCAGUUUCGGAACGCAGCAUGAAGGUUGAAACGGGCCUGCCGCCGCUGACGACAGCCGUGCAGCCGGCCGACCCUGCCGCGGGGGAUGCCACUCUCCAAGACGACGGUGCUUCUCCGGCCACGGAGCUCGAACGCGGCCGCAACUCGUCGGAGAAUAGCGCCCAGUCCCAGGGCACUACUAGUGCGCCCACUGUUCCCGUCAAGGAGGGCAAGAAGAAGUCAGUGUUUGGCUCGUUGAUCGGGGGUGGGGGGAGCAGCAGUGGAGGCGGGACUGCAACUGCUCGUCCGUCGUCGGCGCUGGCCAAGGACAAGGAGCGCGACGAGGCAGAUUCGGGGACCGAACGGGUCCGGCUGGCGACGUUUGUGCAUGUCGAGGUGCGGGGGAGGGGACCGACAAACGUAUUGGCCAAGACGCCAGUGUAUGUGUAGCUACUAGCUAGUAUAGAGGUACAGCAGGUAUAAUUGAUAUUCAUUAUAUUGA